CAAGAACCAGUUUAUCUGUAAGUCUCAUGUGUAGCUAAGGUGAGUAAAUCUGACAGCUAAGAUAAACACACGUGAGACACCAAAGAUCCUGUGCUGAAGAAUGGAAGCAGCACUCAUUGAUAAUGCUGAUGUGCAAGUCAGAAGUAGCAGACCAUCUUUCUAUAAAAGGCCACAACUUUUUACAAAACUUAUUGAACUGGCUCUUGCAGUCUCAACAGUGGCACUGUUGUCUCAGAAUUUAAGUAUUGCAGACACUGUACUCAAAGCUGAAAUAGUGCAUGGAACAAUCAUUGGCUUCAUUAUGAUCAAUUUCCUUAUUAUUUUUGCUGAGCUCACACAGCCAAUGGGGAAAGCACCGUUGGUGCUAUCCUCAGUAUUUGGCUGUCUGAUGUUUACUCUCACUGGAAUAUUCUUGCUGCAAAAAAGUAAGAGUGCUAGUGUAGUGACUUCUGGGAUAAUAUCAGUUGUUGAAGGCAUUCUUUUUUUAGGUGAUAUUUUCAUUUCCUUGUGUUAUCGACGCAACUACAUCCCUAUAGAUUGAAUUUCCACAUGUGAAAGUAUGUACUGAAAAUUUGAAAGUAUGUACUGAAUAUGUGAAAGUCUGUAUUGAAAAUAUAUAUUUAUAAUAAUGUCACCUGGAAUGAUGAGACUGUUAUGUCAUACUUUGUAUUAGUCUUAAAGGGCCCCAUGUCUUCAUAAUUUUGGUAUUACCAACCUUCAUUUCUGAAAAACCAAAUAAUUUUGUAGAUGUAAAUGUACUUACUCUUGUAUGGCUGUAAAAAUAUCUGAAUAAUACAGUUAUAAGACUCAUUUAUGACUACCAAGUAACAACAAUGAAUAAUCUACAGUGCAAGAGAGAGAAUAUAUGCCAUCCCUGAUGACAGAAAAAAAUUGUUUUCACAUGUAGCAUGCUAUUUUCACAUAUUCUGUGAUUCAGUGCAAUGUUAAUAUUAGUAUUAGGCGGAACUGUUGUAUUAAGUACCCAAAGUUUCAGAAUUGCUACAAAAGACAAGGAUGCUAACCAAGUCAGUUUUUAAUAAGAUUAGGAAGAUAGAACUAUAAAAAAUAUUGGUCAAAUUAUGUGAAAAUACAGUCAGUGUGCAGUAGCCAAGGAUAUAGUGUGACUCUAGCACUGCCACCAUAGGUUUUCUGUUGAAUAUUAAAUAUUCCUUCUGUUAUAAUUUAUAUUGUAUCAUACACUUCGUUAUUAUUUACAAAUAAUUGUAGACUUGGGUGCAUAUGGAUACUGAAGAAAAAUUGUAUUUUCAUCUCAGCUAAAUGAGACUUGUAGUGUUCAUUUCUGCUGAAGGUACAUAAAACUGAAAUAAACUAUUGUAAUGAGUUCAAUAUCCCCACACUGCACAAUGAUUCACUGAGCCAUAGAUAGAUACAUAGAUAAUAAGUAAGGUACGUAAAUAACAAAAGGGUAUAAGCAGGCUUAUGGGUUUACAAGAGUUUAGUGGAGAAUGAGUACUCUGAUGCAUCUUACUAUUUCUGAAUUACUGCUAACUCACGGAUUCCUGCUGCCCACAGGCCUAACCAUAGAUAUUUUCAUAAUUAAUUGUCAUUUCUUCUUCCCCAAAACCCUUAAUUCAUGGAUAAAUUUGUUUAAUACCCUUUUAAUAUGUUAUACAGAAAGUGAGUACUUAUAACACACAAGUUAGUAGCUACUGUAAAA
Messenger RNA from Schistocerca nitens (vagrant locust), 1678 nucleotides. RefSeq lists its product as uncharacterized. Lineage: Eukaryota; Metazoa; Arthropoda; Insecta; Orthoptera; Acrididae. Bases 101 to 541 code for a protein of 146 amino acids. The record is from RefSeq and is a predicted model, not a curated record. The transcript has 4 exons.